This is a messenger RNA of Dermochelys coriacea (leatherback sea turtle), 2872 nucleotides long. It is a transcript of the gene NTRK1, whose product is annotated as neurotrophic receptor tyrosine kinase 1. Gene Ontology annotation, molecular function: ATP binding; transmembrane receptor protein tyrosine kinase activity; neurotrophin receptor activity. Lineage: Eukaryota; Metazoa; Chordata; Testudines; Dermochelyidae. Gene Ontology annotation, biological process: positive regulation of kinase activity; cell surface receptor protein tyrosine kinase signaling pathway; protein phosphorylation. The transcript has 17 exons. The record is from RefSeq and is a predicted model, not a curated record. Gene Ontology annotation, cellular component: plasma membrane; axon; signaling receptor complex. The coding region runs from base 1 to 2397 and encodes 798 amino acids.
AUGCCGGGUGCCCGCAGGAUGCCCCCGGCUCCGGGCUGCUGCCCCGCCUGGCUGCUGCUGGCCUGGCUGCUCCUGGCCCUGGGCUGGGCGGCCCCCUGCCCCGGGGCGUGCAGGUGUUACGGGGCCACCUCGCUCCAGUGCCUGGAGCCCAGCCGCGUCCGCGGGCUGGGCGAGCUGGUGGGGACGGAGAACUUCACCGAAGUGGUUAUCGAGAACCAGAAGGACAUGACGAGCUUGACUCAGGCUGACACCAAGUCCCUGCGGGAGCUGAAGAACCUCACCAUCGCUGCCUCCGGGCUGCGGUACAUCGCCACAGACGCUUUCCGCGCCAACCCCAAGCUGACCCAUUUGAACCUCUCCUCCAACUACCUGCAGUCGCUCUCCUGGCGGACGUUCCACCCCCUGGCCCUGCAGGAACUGGUCCUCGUGGGGAACCCCUUCCUGUGCUCGUGUGGGAUCCGCUGGCUGCAGCUGUGGCAGGGGAGCAGCCGGGCCGACUUGGGGAACCAGUCCCUGAGCUGCUGGCUGGAGAGAGAGGAAAUCCCCCUGGAGGACCUACACAUCAAGGGCUGCGACCCGCCAGAGAUCUGGAUUGAGUACCAGGGCGUGCCAGUGCAGCAGGGCGAGAGCGUGAACCUAACAUGCCACUUCACGGGCGAGCCGCAGGCACACGGGCGCUGGAUCGUCCCCGAUGUGGGACCCGAGCCCCCCGUCAUCACCAAGAAGUCUGACUCAGAAAUCACCCUGCAGAUCUUCAACGUCUCCUCCGGCUUUAACCGAAAAGACAUCACCUGCUGGGCUGAGAACGAGGCAGGCCCCAGCGAGGAAGCUGUGCAGCUGAAUGUCACUUUCCCCGCCGUGAUCCUGGACCUGCAGGAAGCCAUUCCCCAGCACUACUGGUGCAUCCCUUUCUCGGUGGACGGCAACCCGCCCCCAGCCCUCCGGUGGCUGUUCAACGGCUCCGCCCUGGUGGAAGGGCAGUACAUCCACACCAAGAUUGUGGAGUACGAGCACAACUCCACCGUGGCGCAUGGCUGCCUGCAGCUAAACCGGCCCACGCACGUCAACAAUGGGAACUACACCCUGCUGGCCCGCAACCUGCUGGGCGCCGACGCCCGCACCGUCCCGGGACGCUUCAUGGACAACCCCUUCAGCUUCAACCCCGAGGAGCCGAUUGUUGUGUCCCUGCCUCCGGUGGGCAAGGGGAACAGCACGCUGGACGGGCCGGUGGAAACGUCAGAGGAGCAUACGUUUGGGGUCUCUGUGGCAGUGGCGCUGGCUGUCUUCGCCUGCCUCUUCCUCUCCAUCAUGCUGAUAGUGCUCAACAAAUGCGGACGGCAUUCCAAGUUCGGCAUUAACCGGGCGGCCGUGCUGGCCCAGGACGACGACCUGGCCAUGUCCUUGCACUUCAUGAACCUGAGCAGCAGCCCCCAGUCCUCAGCUGAGAGCAAGCUGGAGGGGCUGAAAACCAACGUCAUUGAGAACCCGCAGUACUUCUGCGACACUUGCGUCCAUCACAUCAAGCGGAGGGACAUCGUGCUGAAGUGGGAGCUGGGGGAAGGGGCCUUCGGGAAGGUCUUCCUGGCUGAGUGCUACAACCUCAUCCCCGGGCAGGAGAAGAUGCUUGUGGCCGUCAAGGCCCUGAAGGAAGCGACGGAGAGCGCCCGGCUGGAUUUCCAGCGGGAAGCAGAGCUGCUGACGGUGCUGCAGCAUGAGCACAUUGUCCGGUUCUAUGGGGUGUGCACAGACGGCGAACCCCUCAUCAUGGUCUUCGAAUACAUGAAACACGGAGACCUCAACCGCUUCCUCAGGUCCCAUGGGCCAGAUGCCAAGAUCCUGGAUAAUGGGAAUGGCCAGUCUUUCGGGCAGCUGACCCUGAGCCAGAUGUUGCAGAUCGCCACCCAGAUCGCCUCGGGUAUGGUCUACCUGGCCUCGCUCCACUUCGUCCACCGCGACUUGGCCACGCGCAACUGUCUGGUGGGCCGCAGCCUGGUGGUGAAGAUCGGGGACUUCGGCAUGUCCCGGGACAUCUACAGCACGGACUACUACCGGGUGGGCGGACGCACCAUGCUGCCCAUCCGCUGGAUGCCCCCGGAGAGCAUCCUCUACAGGAAGUUCACCGCUGAAAGCGACAUCUGGAGCUUUGGGGUGGUUCUCUGGGAGAUCUUCACCUAUGGGAAGCAGCCCUGGUACCAGCUGUCCAACACUGAGGCCAUCGAGUGCAUCACGCAGGGUCGGGAGCUGGAGCGGCCCCGAACCUGCCCCUCGGAGGUGUACGACAUAAUGCAGGGCUGCUGGCAGCGGGAACCCCAGCAGCGGCAGAACAUUAAGGAGAUUCACAGCCGGCUCCAGGCCCUGGUCAAGGCCCCUCCAGUCUACCUGGACGUCCUGGGCUAAGGACAGGGAUAGAGAGGGGGAAGGAAACCGGCUCUUCCUUCGGGACGACCCCACUGGGAUCCUCCUCCCACCUCCUCGCCUGCCCCUCGCCCCAUCGACGCCAUGGCCAGCGUCCCACCCCCAUCCUGGGGACAGAGGUGGUGGGACCACAGAGAGGUUCCCUGCCUCUGGCCUUGGCGGUGCUGUUCCCUCGGGCAAGGGCGUCAGGAUGGGACUGGGUUCCCAAAGACCCUGUCAACGUCACACGAAAAUUGCUCCCUUCGGCCUCCCUCCAGCUCCGGCUGGUGCCUCAGGCCGCUGCCUGUUGCCCCCCGAGAGCGGUUGUGGGAGGGCACGCAGGGCCCUCAAUUCAGCCUCAGCCUCCCCAGAAGCCUCCUCACCCGCCAAAGACAGACGGACAGAUGGAUGCUAAAGGGCCUGAUGGAGGACACCCUCCACCUCAGCGGGUGGGGGGCCCCUGCCCCGUGUCUCUUCC